CGUUGAUCAUACAUACGGCGGUGACUGAUUUUUUUUUUUUGCAUACGAAAAUUUCGCUGCGAGAAGUACGAAGCUAAAGUGCGUGAAAUAACGUAAACUGGGAUCAGAAGCCAGACGCAUAGAAGCCCAUUGCACAUUAGCGGUUUGAGUGCAUUGCAAACGACACGUUGAUCGUCAGUUUUUUGCACGCGACAACCUCGUGCAUUUCAUUUCUUUUUGCGCAUACAUUUACCGAUAUUUUGGUGACUGCACACAAACAUAGCGACGACGACGACGUGAAGCGCUGUGAAGAAAAAAAAAACAAGCGAAAUCGAAAGUAAAAUUUUUUGUAAAAAGUCGCGUUGAUUUAAGAAUCUUCGUUGUGUGCUAAGCUAAACGAAUUAUAAACAAGUUUCGGACUUUAAACGCAAGGAAGCAGGAACAGCAGCAUCGUUGCAAAGUAGCAACAUAGUUAUUAUCAGCAGCAGCAGCACAACAACAGCAACAAAAAUAAAAAUGAACAAAACACCACAAUACGAAGUGGCGCUGUCCAUUGAGCCAGAGCAUGAGUUGCGCUUUAUUGGUCCAUUCAUCCGGCCAGUGGUGACAAUCAUGACGCUGCGCAACAAUACGGCCGUGACACUGGUCUUCAAGAUCAAGACUACUGCUCCCAAGCGCUAUUGUGUACGUCCAAACAUUGGCAAGAUUGCGCCACAUCGGUCGACGCAGGUGGAAAUAUGCCUGCAGCCUUUCAUGUACGAUCAGCAGGAGAAGAACAAGCACAAGUUUAUGGUACAGAGUGUGCUGGCACCGCAGGAUGCCGAUUUGACUGAUUUAAACAAGUUGUGGAAGGAACUGGAACCAGAUCAGCUAAUGGACGCCAAGCUGAAGUGUGUGUUCGAAAUGCCGGCCGCUGAGGCGAAUGCAGAGAACAAUACCGGUGGCACCGCUGGUGGUACCAUUGGUGGCGGCAGCAGCAGCGUGGGCGCCAAUGCAGCCACCAAUCUCAGUAUCGGCGAAUCGCUGAAGAGCGAUGCGCCGAAAUUGUCCGUCGAGGAGCAGCAGUCCUUCAAAAUGUCCGAUGCUGAGCAUACUGAAUCCCUGGCGGCCGAAAUUAAGGAUUUGCGUGACCUCAACAGCGAACUGCGAAAAGAGAAUCUACACUUGAAGGAUCAAGUAUCACGCUAUCGCAGCUUCCCGGAUACCAAGCAAAUCAAUGAGCAUUAUGCUCCCGUUCUGGCUGAAAAACAGAUUCCGGUCUUCUAUAUAGCAAUUGCUAUUGCAGCGGCCAUUUUGGGUCUAUUGCUGGGCAAGUUUUUGCUCUGAAUGCCAUAAUUACAACAUCAACAACAACAACAACGAACGCAGCAAGCAGCAGCAGCAAGCAGCAGCAGCAGCAGCAGCAACAACAACAGCAGCAGCAGCAGCAAUCAAGAACCACAAGAGAUAAAAAACCAGCAGCAAAAACCAGCCACAAAAACAGCGACACGACUAAUUCUGUGUUUGGCAAUUAUAUAUAGAAAUUUAACAAUAACAAAAAAAUCAUCAACAACAACAUUAAUUAUAACAAGAGAGAAAGUUUAAGUCAGGCGUCACCUCAAAAUCUGCGCAAGAUAGAGGCAUUUCCGAUUUUUAGGGGCCUGGGAACUGGGGGCGGCUGUGAUGGGGGCGUGGCAUAUGCCAAUCUUUGAAGGACAUCGCCACGGCUUUAUCGAUUUGCAAUGAUCGAUUUGCGAUUAUCGAUUGCCAAGGCUAUAACAAACUGCAAUUCUAAAGUCAGUGUCAAAACACACACACACACACACAAAUACAGAGACACACACACUCGACUCUGGAAUGCAGGCUAUCUCACUCACUCACUCUCCUGUACUUCCAAUAGCUCUCCAUGCAGCCAGAAUAAAGUCAUGCAGUAUUUGACGUGCCCUCUCUGUCUCUAUCUCUUUCUCGGUCUCUCUUUCGUUUCUUCUCUGCUCGCAUUUGUCGUUAGAAUCAAUUGCUGCUGGCACAAUUUGUAUGCAUAGCCUGCACUCACACAGACACACACACACACUGACACAACACACACGAUAUUUAUAUGUACACAUUCACAUACAUGCACGCACGCCCAAUAAGAAAUGGUUUAUGUUGUUUAUGUGUAAAAACUUCCACGCAUCUGGACACAAGGAGUCUUCUUCGGCAUGCUUGGAAAAAGUUGUAUAAUUAGAAGAACAAAAAAAAAAAGAAAAAAAAUUUGUUUUUAUUAUUGCACUUGCAUUUAAUUUUAUUUCAUUUGGUUUUGCUAUGGUUAAUUUACCAAGUACACUCACACACAUACACUGUAAACAUUAAUAAUAAAAAGUCAAGAAAAAUGGCCUAAAUCAUACAUAUAAAUAUAUGUAUAUGUAUUUGUGUCGUUGCAAAUUCCUAAAUAACUAUGCAGAAAUCAGUUAAAAUUACGAUGAAAACAAAUACAAAGCACAUAUGGAAACAUUUUAAUUUGAGAAUGGGGAAAACGUACGUAAAAUAUACAUAUGUAUGCAUACAUAUAUUAAUACUUGCAUAAGAAAAUUCAAUCAACUUUUAUAAUCAUUGUCGGAUCGGUUGGAAAAACAUUUAAACACACACACAAACAAACAAACAUAUUGUUAAUGCAGCUUAUUGGUUUAGCGUAUUUCGAUUAAAAUGUACAUUACUUUUUUCCCCUCAAA
This is a messenger RNA of Drosophila grimshawi, 2666 nucleotides long. It is a transcript of the gene Vap33, whose product is annotated as vesicle-associated membrane protein-associated protein A. NCBI's taxonomy places the organism in Eukaryota, Metazoa, Arthropoda, Insecta, Diptera, Drosophilidae. Gene Ontology annotation, biological process: endoplasmic reticulum membrane organization. The transcript has 7 exons. The record is from RefSeq and is a predicted model, not a curated record. Bases 496 to 1305 code for a protein of 269 amino acids. Gene Ontology annotation, cellular component: endoplasmic reticulum membrane; plasma membrane. Gene Ontology annotation, molecular function: FFAT motif binding.